Myotis myotis is the source of this 3617-nucleotide messenger RNA. It is a transcript of the gene SRSF12, whose product is annotated as serine and arginine rich splicing factor 12. The coding region runs from base 1194 to 1694 and encodes 166 amino acids. The record is from RefSeq and is a predicted model, not a curated record. Lineage: Eukaryota; Metazoa; Chordata; Mammalia; Chiroptera; Vespertilionidae. Gene Ontology annotation, molecular function: RNA binding. The transcript has 4 exons.
CUCCCGACCCGGUGCCCCCCACUCCGCAUCCCGCGGUCCAGGGCCAGCAGCACCGCCCCUCGGGGCUCCCCCGCUCCAGGCUCCAGGCCGGCCCCACCCGCGGUCCGUUCGGACCGGCUCGCGCCGUGCACCCCCUCCCCCCACGCCCGCCUCUGCGGCUGCGCGCGGCGGGGCCGAGGCCGCGGGGAGGGGGUCGCGCGGGGGCCGGCGGAGCUGCGGCGGCGGCUGCGAGACGUGGCCGCGGGCAGGCCCGGAGGGAACGCAGGACGCGGACAUGUCUCGCUACACGAGGCCCCCCAACACCUCCCUGUUCGUCAGGAACGUCGCGGACGCCACCAGGCCUGAGGACUUGCGUCGUGAGUUUGGUCGGUAUGGCCCUAUAGUAGACGUUUACAUUCCACUUGACUUCUACACCCGCCGUCCAAGAGGAUUUGCUUAUGUUCAAUAUCCUUUAUUUUACUCUGUGCAUUUGAAUAUACUACAUACAUGUGCAAAUUACAUAUAUGUAUUCAGGAGCAUAUGUUAUGAGAUUAAUAUUGCCUAAUUAAAUGUGUUUAUUUCUUUAUCUCAGAAAAUCUAAAGCAGCCCACUGUAGCUGGCAAGAGCCCCCCAGUUUGAACCAACCUGUUAGCUAGAAUCCGAGCAUAAACCGAGCAGGCAAGACAAAAGGCACCUAAAGUUCAAGCAUCAAGGAGUAAAGAGGGAGGGUGGACACAGAUAAAGACCUGGAAGAGGGAAGUCUUUACCAAGCAAAAGACAAAGCCAACACCAGGUUGAGACUUCGGCUUUCCUACAUUUACUCAGAGUUCCAGAGUCAAAGCCAAGUCUGAUUUUGUUGGUUUCUUCGUCUCUUAUAAAGUCCAUCUUGCAAGCCUUAAAGAGUAAAGGUCAAGGUUCAAGAUCAAGUGACAUUGAGUGUCCUUAACAGCUAGUCAUAUUUGAAGAUGUUCGAGAUGCUGAAGAUGCUCUUUAUAACCUCAAUAGAAAAUGGGUAUGUGGCCGUCAAAUUGAAAUACAGUUUGCACAAGGUGACCGCAAAAGUAAGUGUGACUAAAUGUUAGAUCUUGUUUAUUCAGCAGAAUGAAUUUUAGCAAUGACAGAUUUUUUAGUUUAAAAUUCUUUUAGAAAAUAACACGAUUUGAGCAGUUGUGACUGAGGUCUUGCACUUCAUAUUCUAUCUAGCACCAGGCCAAAUGAAAUCAAAAGAACGUCACCCUUGUUCUCCAAGUGACCAUAGGAGGUCAAGAAGCCCCAGCCAACGGAGAACUCGAAGUAGAAGUUCUUCAUGGGGAAGAAAUAGGAGGCGGUCUGAUAGCCUUAAAGAGUCUCGACACAGGCGACUUUCUUAUAGCCAGUCUAAAUCUCGCUCCAAGUCACUACCAAGGCGGUCUACCUCAGCAAGGCAGUCAAGAACUCCAAGACGGAAUUCUGGUUCUAGAGGACGGUCAAGGUCCAAGUCCUUAGAAAAAAGAUCAAAAUCAAUAGGAAAAUCACAAUCAAGUUCACCUCAAAAGCAGACUAGCUCAGGAACAAAAUCAAGGUCACAUGGAAGACAUUCUGACUCCAUAGUAAGAUCCCCAUGUAAAUCUCCUAAAGGGUAUACCAAUUCUGACACAAAAGCACAGACAGCAAAACACUCUCAUUUUCGAUCACAUUCCAGAUCUCGGAGUUAUCGUCAUAAAAACAGUUGGUGAACAACAAGAGAAGAGUGCAAGAUAGUCUUUAAUCUAAGUUAUUAAACCUCUCAUUAUGUUAAAUAAAAAUUCUUCAAGGCUUACAGAAAAUGUGAGUUAAUAUUAGUUACCUCUGGGCAUGUACAAGAAACAAAACCUCUCUAGCUUUGAGUUAAUAAAGAUUUGGUCUCCAUUUAAGGGCCCACACCACAAAUUUUGAUGUCUAAUGUUACCAUUUUAUGGACCAUUUUUGUUUACAUUGUGGCAGAAGGGUACUUUUCAAAGGAAAUGGGUAAAAUGGAACUAACUUAGAAAAUUCUACUUUGAUGUAAGUACAGUAGUCCCCCCCUUCUCCAUGGAGAUAUGUUCAAAACCCUCCUUGUUGGAUGCUUGAAACCACAGAUUGUACCAAACUCUAUAUAGACUGUUUUCCUCUAUACACACAUACCUAUGAUCAUGAUUAAUUUAUAAUUAGGCGCAGUAAGAUAUAAACAAUAAUAAAAUAGACAUAAUUAUAUACUAUAAUAAAAGGUAUGUGAAUGUGAUCUCUCAAAAUAUUGUACUGGCCUCACUCUUGUGAGAUUACAAUGCCUACAUGAUGAGAUGAAGUACUCAGAACUGCAUGCAAUUUAAAACUUAGGAAUUGUUCAUUUCUGGAAUUUUCCAUUUAAUAUUUUUAGAUCACAGUUGAUCAUGCAUAACUGAAACCGUGGAAAGGAAAACCACAGAUAAGGGGGGACUACUGUAUUAGUUAGUAAUAUUAAUAAUACCUUUUACAAAAAUAUUUUUUACUUUAAAUCACUUUCAUGUAAAAAGUAAUUAUGACUAUAUAAUUGCAUAGGGCAGACUUAAACUGUUUGACAACUAUGUCUCUUUUGUGUCUUCUGUUUAAACUUGGGCCAAUUCUCGGUGGAGAUUAGUUCAUAUUACAAAAUUCUGACAUCCCUAAAAGUUGAAUUUAUAUAGAGAUCAAUCAUUCAAAAGAUAGAUUCUCUUCUAAGCUUCUAAGCUUAAAAAAGGUUUUAUUUUUAUUGGGUGGAAAAGCAUAGGUAAGUUGACAUUAAAUUGCAUCCUGUACUAUAUUCAGUCACUUCAGAAAUAGCAAAACAUUUUUUGAAUACUGAAUUUUGAAUGGUUUGAGACUACUAUAAAAAUGGUGGGCAACACUCAUAGUCCAAAAAUAAUCAUAUUAAGCCUUAUCUCUUUAAAGAGUGGUACCCAUUGUAUAAAAAUAAUAUUUUAUACCAUUAUUUCUACAUACCUACUUUUCAUCUACUGCUUAAUUUUUUUUCUUUUUAGAGCUUUAGGUUAAGCCUUUAAAUUGUAUAGAGUAUGUCUUACUACUUUUGGAAGUGUUUAGUUGUAUUAAGAAACUCAAGACUGCAUCCUCAAAAACAAUCCAAUAUUUGUAUUUACAUUACACUGCCCUUCGUUUUUUAAACCAAAUAAUUUUAUUGCUAUUCAUUGCUUUUGUAGUUGUUAAAAAUGAGAAUUUCUUUAAAAUGUGUUUGUAGUUUAUGUUUUUCAGAGGGUUUUGGUAGUAUUUGUGAUAAAUACGAUUCUUAUAGGGGAUAUAUUUAUAGAGUUCUACUUGUGUACCUUGUUGAAUUACAUUGAAAAUUAAAAAGUUUUCAGCCCAUACAGUUAAUAUUUGUAUCUAGAGUGCUUAAGAAAAAAAUCUGUCUUAUAGGUUUAGCAUAUAGAAGCCAGUGUUGCUUCUAUUUGUUUUGAAUACAAAUUCCAUUUUUCUUUGCAUUUUAGAUCCUAUGUGUAAGAAACAACUUUACAAAAUGAUUUAUAUACUUGUAAUAUUUGGGCAAGUACCACAAAUUCAUGUAUACUGUACUUCCUGAGUAGAAUUUCUCUAAUCAUAGCAGGAGUUACUUCAGUACUACAGCUCUUUGAAGUUCAUGUUCAUUUGUAAUAAAAUUUAGUUUCAAAAUU